GACACAAUCUUUUUUUAAGGAAUACUAUUGCGCACGGCGAAUGAGGACAUUCACUUAGAACCGGACAACAAACUUUCAGAAGAAAUGGCGCAUCUAUACUUGAGAUAUCUUCUGGCUUUGGCCUUAGUCCAUGUAGUGUUUUCAUCCGGAGUGUUCGAGCUGAAGAUUCAUUCAUUCCACACAGCGCAGCGCAUCUGCAGGAGACACAGGGACUGCCACAUCUUCUUCAGGAUCUGCCUGAAGCACCCGGAGGACGUGAUCUCCGCGGAGCCGCCAUGCACCUUCGGAACCGGACACACGAACGUGAUCAGGGCCGACCACACCUCCAUCUCGAGCAGCGCGCCCAUCAGGGUGCCUUUCCACUUCAAGUGGCCGGGAACUUUUUCGUUGAUCAUUGAAGCUUGGAACGCAGAGUCUCCCACUGAAUACACAGACAACCAGAACAACCUGGUGAGCCGCCUGGCGACCCGGAGGAGGCUGGCCAUCGGGGAGGACUGGUCCCAGGACGUGCACUUCGGCGAGCAGAGCGAGCUGCGCUACUCCUACCACGUCUUCUGCGACGAGUACUACUUCGGAGACGGAUGCGCGGACUACUGCCGGCCGCGGGACGACACGCUGGGACACUACACCUGCGACGAGGAGGGAAACCGCAUCUGCCUGGAGGGCUGGAAGGGAAACUACUGCUCUGAACCCAUCUGCUCGGCGGACUGCAGCGAGAAGCACGGCUACUGCGAGGCCCCGGGGGGCUGUACGUGCCGUAUGGGCUGGCAGGGCCCCUCCUGCAGCGAGUGCGUCCGCUACCCGGGCUGCCUCCACGGGACGUGCAGCCAGCCGUGGCAGUGCAACUGUCAGGAGGGCUGGGGGGGCCUCUUCUGCGACCAGGACCUCAACUACUGCACCAACCACAAGCCCUGCGCCAACGGGGCCACCUGCACCAACACGGGCCAGGGCAGCUACACCUGCACCUGCAGGCCCGGCUUCGGCGGCACCAACUGCGAGCUGGAGACCAACGAGUGCGACAGCAACCCCUGCAAGAACGGAGGCAGCUGCAACGAUCUGGAGAACGACUACUCCUGCACCUGCCCGCAGGGCUUCUACGGCAAGAACUGCGAGAUCAUCGCCAUGACGUGUGCGGACGGCCCCUGCUUCAACGGAGGCACCUGCGUGGAGACGCUGACCGGGGGCUACACCUGCAGGUGCCCCCCCAGCUACACCGGCUCCAACUGCGAGAAGAAGCUGGACCGCUGCAGCAACCGGCCCUGUCUGAACGGCGGCGACUGUCUGGAUCUGGGCCAGAGCAUCCUGUGCCGCUGUCAGCCGGGCUUCACCGGCGCCAACUGUCAGGUCAACGUGGACGACUGCGCCUCCAGCCCGUGCCAGAACGCAGGCACCUGCCAGGACGGCGUGAACGACUACACCUGCUCCUGCACGCUGGGCUACACCGGCAAGAACUGCAGCGUGCGCUCCGACGCCUGCGGCGCCCGCCCCUGCCAGAACGGCGGCACCUGCUUCACCCACUUCACCGGGCCGGUGUGCCAGUGCCCCAAGGGCUUCAUGGGCCCCAGCUGCGAGUUCACGCUCCAGCCCAGCUUCAAGCCCGCCCUGCGCCAGACCUCGCAGCCCUCCUCCGCCGCCACGCUCACCGUCUCCUGCAUCCUGGCCGUCCUGGUGCUGGUUCUGGUGGCGGGCAUCGUCCUCCUGAGGAGGAGGAGGAGGCUGCAGGGGAGGAAGCAGCUGAGCGACAUGGCGGUCUACAACGACCUGGAGACGGUCAACAACCUGGGAGGGAGCGAGAGGGACGCCUUCCUGGGGCCCAGCGGCCUCUUCAAGAUCAGCAACAGCGCGCCGCGGCUGUCCCUGUGCGUGGACGGCCGGCCCGGGUACCGGCACAACCCGGCGGAGGGCGGCGGCCUGGGCCGGGCCGAGCGGCAGGACUUCCUGUGGAGGGACGAGGCCGGCCUGGGCUCCACGGCCGGGAUGAGAUGAAACUGCGAGUUCAGACAGGGAAAGGAAAUGUCGUAGCACUUGCUGCUCCGCUCUCCUCAUGGACGUGAGGAGAAAAGGAGCAAAUCCGUCGUCUGCAGCGUCUGCUGCACAUUUAAAACAAAAACAGUAAAUGUUCAGUGUAAAAAAAAAAAAAAAAGAAAAAGAAAAAAAAGAGCAAAACUUCAAAAUGGAACUGAUGUGAUGUGGAUGAUUUACAAAGAUUAUUGAGAAAGUGUAAAGGGCAAAGCUCUUCCAUGUGUAAGACCCAAAGAGACAAAUAGUGUGAGCCACAGUUCAUAGGACCUACAACUCCAACCAAAUACAGGAAGACAAACACUGAGCAUAUCUGGAAAGAAAAACCUGCCCAAACUUUAUUUUUCCUGGGUUGAUCUCUUUAAGUUGUUCACUUUGUUUCUUUAUUUUGAAUUUUGUUUUGCUUUUCAAUCUUCCUUUGGCCAUUAUUUCCUUAUUGUGCGUACCAUCAUUUUCUUUUUAUCCUUUAUAUUAUUAUUUAUUUAUUUGCGGACGUGUGUUCAUGGUUUCACUUUGUCACAGAGGUAGAGAUAUAUUUAUAUGAUGCUGAAUGAGGACCGACGCUGGAUGCUGUCACUGGAUGUUCUUCUGUGUGAAAUAUCCCAAAGACGGGGCGCUGCGCAGGAGGGAUAUGAGGAAAAUGUGCUUUAUCACACAAAGUCAGUCGUUGAUGGAAUUUCUAUUUAUAUAUAAAUCUGAAUAUAUAUGAGAUGUGCUACUGAUCACGUUGCUCUUUCACGUGCCAUUUUUUUGUGUUCAUGCCAAAGUUUGUGUUUC
Molecule: messenger RNA, 2796 nt
Organism: Salarias fasciatus (jewelled blenny)
Lineage: Eukaryota; Metazoa; Chordata; Actinopteri; Blenniiformes; Blenniidae
Gene: dlb
Product: deltaB
Exons: 7
Coding region: 85-1986 (633 amino acids)
Biological process (GO): multicellular organism development; Notch signaling pathway; cell communication
Cellular component (GO): membrane
Molecular function (GO): calcium ion binding
Source: RefSeq, a predicted model, not a curated record